GCCAGCCCAGGCCCCAUGCUGCUCUGGACAGUUGCACUGCUCUUCGUUCCCUGUGUAGGGAAAACUGCCUGGCUGAACCUCCAAGUGCAGCCAGGCCCCGUGUUUGAAGGGGAUAUCCUGACUCUGCGAUGCUGGGGAAAGAGGAACGCAGCACUGUCCCAGGUGAAAUUCUACAGGGACGGAAAAUUCCUCCAUCUCUCUAAGGACAACCAGACUCUGUCCACGGGAACAGCAACAGUGAACAGCAGUGGCCGGUACAGCUGCACUGGACAGGUGACAUACAUGCAAUAUCCCACCCCUCUCGUGAGCUCCGUGGUGGGAGCCCGGAGCCCACUCCCCCGUGAGGGGAGCCAGAGGUCAGCCUGGCAGCUCCUCUUCUCCUUGCACAAGGAGGGCCACACCCUGCAGGACAGGAGCCUCCACCCAGAACUCUGCAUCCCAGCAGCCGAGGAGGGAGACUCCGGGCUUUACUGGUGCAAGGCGGCCCUUGAGGGUGGCUGGGUCCAGAAACAAAGUCCCCAGCUGGAGGUCAGGGUGAAGGGAGGACGGGGAGACCCUCCCCAGGGGCCUGGGCACCUGGGGGGUCCCGCUGACCCUUCCAAACUUUGUGGAGCUCCUCCCCUCCGAUCCUCAUUCUACCUCAAUGGGGACACCCUGCGGAACCACGUGGCUCCCCAUGGUGGAGCCGUCUCCUUCCUCUUCCCGGUGAUGUCAGAACAGGAUGCUGGGGACUACACCUGCGAGGCUGAGAACAAUGUCUCCAAAGAGACAAGCAAGGCUGAGACACUCUCCGUGGAUGGUCCUCGCGUCUUAUCUGCCCCCACUAGCAACAACUGGCUGGUUCCCUGGUUGCCUGCAAGCCUGCUUGGCAUGAUGGUCAUCGCUGCUGCACUUCUAGGGUAUUUCAGACCCCGGAGAAAAACCGGGCCCCUUCCACCCCAGAAUCUGCCCCCAGCCACAGGUGGAGAGGAACACCUACUGUAUGUCAAUGUUCAUUGCCAGAAUGAGAACGAUGAAGGGGUUGUCUACUCUGUGGUACGUACGAUCCCAAAGGAGAGUGAAAGCCAGGCCUGCCCAGUCAGCCCGGCGGGAAACGGUGAGAUGGGACCCCUGCUCUUUGCUCAUUCUCUGUGUGACGUCUACUUCCUCACCCUGACCUGA
Molecule: messenger RNA, 1161 nt
Organism: Delphinapterus leucas (beluga whale)
Lineage: Eukaryota; Metazoa; Chordata; Mammalia; Artiodactyla; Monodontidae
Source: RefSeq, a predicted model, not a curated record